Molecule: messenger RNA, 690 nt
Organism: Prunus armeniaca (apricot)
Lineage: Eukaryota; Viridiplantae; Streptophyta; Magnoliopsida; Rosales; Rosaceae
Source: the annotation of a GenBank genome assembly
AUGGUCAGUCCUUGGCCAUUCGCCCAAUGGGGACUUGACCUCAUUGGACCUAUGCCUGAGGGCAAGGGCCAAGUCAAGUAUGCAGUUGUAGCUGUGGACUACUUCACCAAGUGGGUUGAAGCUGAGGCCUUAGCCACCAUCACUGCAGCCCGCAUUGAAACUUUUGUUUGGCAAAACAUCGUCUGUCGCUUUGGCAUCCCCAACACCAUCGUUACAGACAAUGGCCGGCAAUUUGACAACGCAAAGUUCAAGCAAUUUUGUUCCAACCUCAAGAUAAAGCUUUGCUUCGCCUCCCCAGCCCAUCCUCAAUCUAAUGGCCAGGUGGAAGCUGUGAACAAGAUCAUCAAGAAAACUCUAAAAACUAAGCUUGACAAAGCUAAAGGUUGCUGGCCGGAGCUACUCCCAGAAGUUCUCUGGUCUUAUCGCACCACCUUCCGGACCUCAACAGGAGAAACACCUUUCUCUCUCUCCUUUGGUACCGAAGCAGUGGCACCAGUGGAGAUUGGCCAGCCCACAUACCGCACCUCCACCUAUGAGGCCGAGGCCAAUGACGAGCAGCUAGCCCUGAACCUCGACUUCAUUGACGAGCUUCGUGACCAGUCCAACAUGCGCAAUGUCGCGUACAAACAGCGCAUCGCUAAGUACUACGACUCCCGAGUCAAAGCCCGUGCUUUCAAACUGGGGGACUAG